GUUGUCACCCUCCGGUGACUUGAAUGACUCUGACGACCGGUUUCGUUGAUGUUCUGACGUCAGUUUGCGCCAACAACAUGGGUAUAAAAGGGCUUUCCCAAGACGGGCGCUCGUGGAUCCUGGAGCUGUGCAAAGUUGUCACUUGACUGGAGGAGGUCAAGAUGCGCAUUUUGAGCUUCACCGCCAGCGUGGUCCUGCAGCUGACUUCCCUCAGCGUCCUGCACGCUUCAGGUGCUAAAUGGACGUACAGUGGACCAGAGGGAGAGCAACACUGGCCCAAGCAUUACCCUUUUUGUGGUGGUGCUUUCCAGUCUCCAAUAGACAUUAAGUCAGAGCUGAUGAGGUUUGAUCCAGCUUUACGUCCAAUUGAGGUUCAAAACUACAACCUGUCACCAAAUGAACAACUCACUCUUGGAAAUAAUGGACACUCUUUGCAAAUAUCUUUGCCCCCGAAGAUGUGCAUCUCCAGCUUGCAUCAUCGCUACACUGCAGCUCAGCUCCAUUUCCACUGGGGCUCCUCCAAUCGUCCUGCAGGAUCUGAACACACAGUGAAGAGUAGGCGGUAUGCAGCAGAGAUGCAUGUAGUACAUUACAAUUCAGACAAGUACCCCAACAUUUCCAUGGCUGUAGACAAAUCUGAUGGUUUGGCUGUGCUGGGUGUAUUGAUUGAGAUUGGGAAGUUUAAUCCUAACUAUGAACAGUUUCUGAAGUUUAUCAAUGGUAUCAAAUACAGAGAUCAUAAAGUGCAGGUGCCCGGUUUUAAUGUCAGAGCACUGCUACCAUCACAUUUGGAUGAAUAUUAUCGCUACGACGGGUCACUGACGACGCCUCCGUGCUAUCCGAGCGUGCUGUGGACAAUUUUCAGAAAUCAUCUCACCAUUUCUCAAAAACAGUUCAUGGCCCUAGCAACAGCACUCUACUCCUCCAAUGCCCAGGACUCAGUGGCUAUACCAAUGCAUAGCAACUUCAGGAAACCACAGCUGGUCGACAGCCGAGUUGUCCUGGUGUCUUUCAAGGAAGGCAGAGGACUGCAUGGUACUCUUACAGUCUCACCUCCAUUCAUGAGGAGGCAAGUUGUUCAACAACUGCUGGCUGGCGACCUGGCAGACUUGGCAGAUGAGGGGCUGUAUCAGCUCCUACCGAGUGGCUCACAGAUACUCCGAGCUGGCAAGAAGAAAGAUCCCAUGAGCCAGCAGAGUGUCAGUCUGGCCAAACCAAAACAACAAACUAAGAAUCCAUCUCUUUGGAAUAAAAGCCAGACUAACCACUAUCUGGGAAAGCUGGGAAUGGCUGAAAACACGCUUUGCUACACUUCACUGGAGCAGAGGGUUUUCUGUCAGCUCAAACAGUCCCACGCUAAGAAUGAGCUGGUCGAAACCCUCAGAGACACCAUUUACCCAGAACUCAACCUCAAUAGUUAUCUGGACUGUAAGUCAGACUUAGCUUUCUCCACCAUCAGACACAUUCUCAGCCGACGUCCAACUGAUGAGGCUUUGGAGUUGGAGCACUCCCUGACAAAAGCCUUGAUGAAAACAAGGAAGACUUUCAGGGCAACUAAAGAAGGGGGGUCAAGGACAAACCAUGGCAGCCAUUCCUCUGUUGUUCCUCAGAAACCUCUCAGCCAGCUUUAUCCACAUCCUUGGCUUUUGCCAAUGGAGUGGGAAGACUAGAGAGAUUCCGGACAUAGCUCUCACAGUCACUUUUGUAACCAAAAACAAUAGUGUCCACAAUGAAAGAUUAAUUUUGACUCUUUCUCCUCUCUAAACCCCCUUUUGCUCGAUGUUUUCAACAAUAAUUUAUUACGCACUCAGAUAUACAGGUCCUUCUCAAAAUAUUAGCAUAUUGUGAUAAAG
Molecule: messenger RNA, 1853 nt
Organism: Girardinichthys multiradiatus
Lineage: Eukaryota; Metazoa; Chordata; Actinopteri; Cyprinodontiformes; Goodeidae
Gene: ca12
Product: carbonic anhydrase XII
Exons: 9
Coding region: 162-1670 (502 amino acids)
Cellular component (GO): plasma membrane
Molecular function (GO): carbonate dehydratase activity; zinc ion binding
Source: RefSeq, a predicted model, not a curated record